Molecule: messenger RNA, 4702 nt
Organism: Rhineura floridana
Lineage: Eukaryota; Metazoa; Chordata; Lepidosauria; Squamata; Rhineuridae
Gene: ERBB2
Product: erb-b2 receptor tyrosine kinase 2
Exons: 27
Coding region: 279-4028 (1249 amino acids)
Biological process (GO): positive regulation of cell population proliferation; cell surface receptor protein tyrosine kinase signaling pathway; multicellular organism development
Cellular component (GO): basal plasma membrane; signaling receptor complex
Molecular function (GO): ATP binding; transmembrane receptor protein tyrosine kinase activity
Source: RefSeq, a predicted model, not a curated record
GCCACUCCCGAGGGAGUAGGAAUCUUUCUCCGGGAGCGCGCUCGGCGCGUUCCCAACGCCCAGUGCUGGAGGAAAAAAAAAAGGGGGGUGGCUUCUGGUCUCUCUGUGUUUUUAAGGAAGUAAAAGGUUGAAAAGUUGGGCUGCAAAGAAAAGUGGGAUAAGAAGGGGGGAAAUUGCGAAAACACACUGGGGACGUUUUCCAAGGUGGUUGAAAAGAUAACGACCCACCUCCUUCUCCCUAGACGAAAUUAUGAGCUGGGAUUUGCAAUGAAAGCACAAUGGGGCCCUUUUCCAGCCCCUGCUGGUUUUGCACGGGGUUCCUCCUGGUUUCUGUCUGGCCAGGCGCUUGGAGUACAGAAGUCUGCACGGGGACAGACAUGAAGCUGCAGCAUCCAGCCAGCCCAGAAAACCACCAUGCCACCCUCAGUCGUCUCUAUGAGAACUGUCAAGUUGUGCAAGGCAACCUGGAGAUCACCUAUCUGCCAGAAAAUGUGGACACAUCCUUUCUCAAGGACAUCAGAGAGGUCCAGGGAUAUGUGCUGAUUGCCAAGAAUCAUGUGCGCCACUUGCAGCUGGAGAGUCUCCUGAUCAUUCGUGGGACCCAGCUGUAUGAGGAAAAGUAUGCCCUGGCUGUCCUCAACAACACUGAUCCCAGCGGGAAUGUGGGACUACAGGAGCUGGGCUUGUUGAAUCUGACAGAGAUCUUGAAAGGUGGAGUGAUUGUAGAUGAGAACCUCCAGCUGUGUUUCCAGGAGACCAUCCACUGGGGAGCCAUCUUCCACAAGCACAAUUGGCACAACUACACGGAGAUCAGGAACUACCGUCGUCGGACCUGCCCUGACUGCAACAGAAUCUGCCCCAAUGGCCACUGCUGGAGAGAAGCAAUAGGGAGCUGUCAAACACUGACAAGCACAGUCUGUGCCAGUAGCUGUGCAAGGUGCAAGGGGAGACACCCGACCGAUUGUUGCCAUGAACAGUGUGCAGCUGGCUGCACGGGACCCAAACGCUCUGACUGCCUGGCCUGCCUGAACGUCAACCACAGUGGGCUUUGUGAACUGCAUUGCCCACUUCUCUUUGACUACAAUCCAGACACUUUUGAGCAUCUGCCCAAUCCAAAUGGACGUUAUACUUUUGGAGCAACUUGUGUUGCUGUAUGCCCUUAUAAUUACUUGGCUGCAGAAGUCGGGUCCUGUACUUUGGUGUGUCCUCAGAACAGCCAGGAGGUGAGCGUGGGCACCAUGCAAAAGUGUGAGAAGUGCAACAAGCCCUGCCCAAAAGUCUGCUAUGGUUUGGGGAUGGAUUUCCUGAAAGGGGUCCGUGCUGUCAGUGCCUCCAACAUCCACCACUUUGCUGGCUGCACCAAGAUCUUUGGCAACUUAGCCUUUCUGCCAGAGACUUUUACAGGGGAUCCUGCCACCAGUACACCACCCCUUGAUCCCAACCAGCUUAAGGUCUUUGAGAGCCUGAAGGAUCUAACAGGCUUCUUGUACAUUGAAUCCUGGCCAGAGAGCCUCGUUGACUUGAGCUCCUUCCAGAACCUUCAGGUGAUCCGGGGACGAGCACUCUACAAUGGAGUCUAUUCUCUAACAUUGCAAAACCUCAACAUCUCCUCGUUGGGCCUGCGGUCACUGCAAGAGAUUAGCAGUGGAAUGGUCCUUAUUCAUCACAACCCCAACCUUUGCUUCAUCCAAAACGUUCCUUGGGGAGACAUCUUCAGGAACCCUCGGCAGACCUUGUUCCAGAAUGACAACAGCCCAGUUCAAAAGUGUGAACAUGAAGGCCAGGUCUGCUUCUUCCUCUGCUCUCAGGGGCGCUGCUGGGGCCCCGGGGGAACUCAGUGCGUGUCCUGCAGCGGGUUCCUGCGUGGGGAUGAAUGUGUUGAGAACUGCAGCGUUCUGGAUGGAAAGAUCCGGGAACAUGUCAACGGGACGCGGUGCCUUCCAUGCCAUUCCGAGUGCAUGCCCCAAAAUGGGACAGAGUCCUGCAAUGGAUCGGAUGCAGACCAGUGUGCGGCUUGUGCCCAUUACAAAGAUGGCCCCUACUGUGUGGAGCAGUGUCCCAGCGGUGUGAAAGUUGAUGGCUCUUUUGUACCCAUCUGGAAGUAUCCCGAUGAUGAAGGCAUCUGUCAGUACUGCCCAACCAACUGCACCCACUCGUGUACAUUACGGGAUGAACGUGGCUGCCCAGUGGAUCAGAAACCCAGCCAGGCUACGUCCAUCAUCGCUGGUGUGGUGGGUGCUGCGCUUGUCCUGGUUCUGUUGUUCCUCACCAUCAUUUGCAUCAACCGGCGGAAGCAGCAAGAGAGGAAGCACACGAUGCGACGUCUCCUGCAGGAGACGGAGUUGGUGGAGCCAUUGACACCCAGUGGAGCCCUACCUAAUCAGGCUCAGAUGCGUAUUCUCAAGGAGACAGAAUUGAAAAAAGUCAAAGUUUUGGGGUCAGGUGCUUUUGGAACAGUGUACAAGGGAGUUUGGAUUCCAGAUGGCGAGAGUGUGAAGAUCCCAGUGGCCAUCAAAGUCUUACGGGAAAACACCUCCCCCAAAGCUAAUAAGGAGAUUUUGGAUGAGGCUUAUGUCAUGGCAGGUGUAGGCAGCCCUUACGUCUCACGGCUGUUGGGAAUCUGCCUCACCUCCACCGUGCAGCUGGUGACUCAGCUCAUGCCGUAUGGCUGCCUGCUAGACUACGUGAGGGAGAACAAGGACCGCAUUGGAUCCCAGGACCUCCUUAAUUGGUGUGUGCAGAUAGCAAAGGGCAUGAACUACCUGGAGGAUGUCCGUCUGGUCCACCGGGACUUGGCUGCCCGGAAUGUCCUGGUGAAAAGCCCAAACCAUGUGAAGAUCACAGAUUUUGGCUUGGCCCGACUGCUGGACAUUGAUGAGACAGAAUAUCAUGCUGAUGGAGGGAAGGUACCUAUCAAGUGGAUGGCACUGGAGUCCAUCUUGCGCAGGCGUUUCACACACCAAAGUGAUGUGUGGAGCUAUGGUGUUACUGUGUGGGAACUGAUGACAUUUGGUGCCAAGCCAUAUGAUGGUAUCCCAGCCCGAGAGAUCCCUGACCUACUGGAGAAAGGAGAGAGGUUGCCUCAGCCCCCCAUAUGCACCAUUGAUGUCUACAUGAUCAUGGUGAAAUGUUGGAUGAUCGACUCAGAAUGCCGGCCCAAGUUCCGAGAACUUGUCACUGAAUUCACACGUAUGGCCAGGGAUCCACAGCGUUUUGUGGUCAUCCAGAAUGAUGAUAAAAUGGGUCUAGUCAGCCCCAUAGACAGCACGUUCUACCGCACUUUACUAGAGGAACAAGACAUGCAAGAUCUGGUAGAUGCAGAAGAGUACUUGGUUCCCCACCAAGGCUUCUUCAAUGGCGAGGCAUCGAGUGACUAUCGAUCUAGGAUUCCCUCAACCAGGAGUGCCACAGAGACUCCAAUGGAUGCAGAGGAGACUGAGGAACUAGAUCAGUACCCGUUUUUGGGUCCACCUCUCUCGGAAGAGCCAGAAACUGUCAUCUCUGACUUGCUUGAGGGGGACUAUACAGGAAGCACUCUUCAGCGUUACAGCGAAGAUCCUACCUGUGCCUCAAUUAAUGAAAAUGAGAGUUCAGAAGCCAAGAGCCAUAAUUCACCUGUACCUUCUGGUAUGGUUCCAGAGUAUGUGAACCAGCCAGAAAACAGUCUCCCAUCCAGCAAAGGCCUUCGACCACCGGGAUCCAUACUGGAAAUGCCAAAGGGUCACCUGGGCAAGAAUGGGCUCAUCAAGGAACCAAAGAAUGCCUUCCCCAGCAGCUUCACCAAUGUGGUGGAAAACCCAGAAUACCUGACUCCAUGCAACCUCCCUCUGGCCGGCCCUUUGCCACAAGCCUUUGACAACCUAUAUUACUGGAACCAGGAGACUCCUAAGAACCACCCAGCAGAAUUUUUUGCCACCUCUGCUGCUCCUGCUGCCACCACUAACAGCUUUGCAGCAACCCCAACUGCAGAGAACCUGGAGUACCUAGGCCUAGCAGAAUCGGUUACUCGGUCCAAAGACUUUGCAUGAAGGCUGUUCCCCACCGUCAUCAGUAAAAUCUAUUUUUGUUACCAGGCAGCUCAGGACACAGACUAAUAAAACUAUUAAUGCAUGUAAGAUAAGCAGGAUUUAUUAAGGCCUGAAUAGCCCUCUUAAGGCCUAGCAGGCCCAUUCCUUCUAGUCCUAGCAGUUGGGCAAAGGCACUUUAUGACAAUCUCCAGUCAUACAGUUCAGGCAACCCAGCUAUCAUUUGACAUACAGACAAAAAGGAUUGCUCUUUCACAUCUCAUCCCCUCUCUGUCCCUGCCUUUCUCUUCCAUAGAAUACAAGACAAGAGGGUCGACUACUGAUUGGAUUAAAGAGCUAAGAGCUGGAAUGAUGCGUUUUUUAAAAAAACUUCAGGGUAUUGGAGUUUUGAUCAAGAGUGGGGGGAAACCGUGAGAUCAUAGUGAUUUUUUUAAAAAAAUGAGGGCAACAUAUGGGUGUCUCUUAGAAACUGUGGUGUGUUUUCGUUGUCCGUCAUUUAAUGACAAUGGUAAAAAGGGAACAUGCUUUCUUGACAUUAGGAUCAGAAAAGACAAGACGUUACAGUGAAAUAAUUUGUGGUGAUGCUUUAUCAAAACACUUUGGGUGGAGUCUGGGAAAGGAGAUAAAACAAGCAAUUUUGCUUAGCCCCCUCUGGUGUCCCCCUCCCACCCCUGCCC